AUGAACUCAUCCAUUGUAACAAAUAUUUUAAUGUUCCUAGCUUGGAAAACAUCUUCAUUUACUCAAUAAAUACCCACAAAUCCUUGCCUUUAUCUCCAUACCAACACAACAUUUUCUCUCUUGUCUCCAAACAUGAAACACUCUCUCACUAUCUACACCCUUCUCGCUCUCCUUCUGGCCACCGGAAAAUUCGUUUCCGGCCAAAACUGCGGCUGCGCUUCCAACCUCUGCUGCAGCCAAUUCGGCUACUGCGGCACAGGCAAUGCUUACUGUGGGCCCGGCUGCCAGUCUGGGCCAUGCUACCGUCGGCAAAAUAAAGUUGGUGAUUUAGUGACGGAUAAUUUCUUCAACGGAAUUGCCGAUCAGGCGGCGGAGGGCUGCGCCGGAAAGGGAUUGUACACACGCGCCGCCUUCCUCCAAGCAACUAGGCAGUUCCCGAAAUUCGGCGCCACCGGCUCCGCCGACGACUCUAAGCGGGAGGUUGCAGCGUUCUUCGCGCAUGUCACGCAUGAGAGUGGACACUUGUGCGAAGCCUUAAACUUUGAUGAUGGAUUGAAAAAUCUUGAUAUCAAGGCCAGAGAUCCCGUUAUCUCAUACGAGAUCGCCUUGAGGUUCUGGAUGAAUAACGUGCACGCGGCUAUCACAUCGGGGAAGGGUUUUGGGGCGACGAUUAGGGCUAUUAACGGCAAGGAAUGCGACGGAGGGAAUCCAGCGGCCGUGACUGCUCGUGUUAAUUACUAUAAAAGCUACUGCGGCCAACUUGGAGUUGAUCCCGGCUCUAAUCUUCGUUGUUAGGAGGGAUUGUUGGAAACACAAGUGUGGCCUCUUGCAAGAGCUAAUAAUUAAGCAAGCCUGCUUGCAAGAGCUAAUAAUUAGGGUUUGUUGUGUUAUAAAUAAGGGGAAGUCUCUUGCAUGGACUAAGUAUAUAUGAAGUCGAUCACUCUCGAAGUGAUAUGUGAGUGUGUUGUGUGGAGUACUGUUACGCGUCUAAGUUUUCUUUAUGUUCAUAAAUAUCGAGUUGUAUGCUGUAAUUAUCAUUAUACUUUAUACAAAGUUAAACUUUUACGUUUUUAAA
This is a messenger RNA of Salvia miltiorrhiza (redroot sage), 1075 nucleotides long. Its product is annotated as chitinase 5-like. Gene Ontology annotation, molecular function: chitin binding; chitinase activity. The transcript has 2 exons. The coding region runs from base 133 to 795 and encodes 220 amino acids. NCBI's taxonomy places the organism in Eukaryota, Viridiplantae, Streptophyta, Magnoliopsida, Lamiales, Lamiaceae. Gene Ontology annotation, biological process: cell wall macromolecule catabolic process; chitin catabolic process; carbohydrate metabolic process. The record is from RefSeq and is a predicted model, not a curated record.